GCCCUCGCUACCAUAGUUUAUGGACAGCGGGGUAAAGAGGAAAGUGGUAGGGGAGUUUACAGCGGAAGAGCAUCAAAACAGAAUUUAACCUUGAGAUUCAUUGAUGAUAGUAAAGUAAAAGCCAGAGAUAUAGAAGGAUAACAUUUCAAUGGAAUUUUACCGCUACCAAAAAGGAGAUAAGACCGCUAUUACUAUUUUUCAAAAUUAAUAGGAAAGUAUAAAUAAAACAAAUUAAUUUAUUUAUUUUAAUCACCGAAUCUUGGAUAACAGUUAUGGGGAUUUUAGUUGUUUGUAUUUAAGAAGGUUUUAUAUUGCUUUAAUGGAAAGUUUUGAACAGUUGGCUACAUUGCUGUGAUCAGGCGUUUCAAGGGUUUUUUCGGGAUAUUUUUUUAGGUUUUUAGGGAUUUUUGAUGCGAGCAUUUUGGAUUUUUACUGAGAAAAAUUUGUGAGAGUUGGGAACACUGCAUCACAGUCAUAUCAACCACAGGAUAUCAACAGUCGGUGUCAAGUGUGAUGUCAAGUGUCCCGUGUGUCACCAAUGGGUGUCACAAUAUGGUGUCACAGUGUCAUAAAAAACAGGGAUAAAAUCUUUGAUUAAAACCCUUAACCUUUCUUUUAACCAAAGCUGACCAAAGAUUGGUAAACAUAGCUGGCAAAGACGCUUAUUUAUAUUUUGAGAGAAAAGUUCAUAAGAUUCUUUAAAAUAACAAAUAUAUAUAUAUAUAUAUAUAUUUAUUAAAUAUUUGUUAAAUCGUCUAGCGAACUAUUGUUCUAAUCCCAGUAUUUUAAUCUGCAGUAAAAACGUAUGUAUGUGCUGAAUAUGUAGAUGAGAAAAUUUUUUGGGUUUUGAAUUUAAAAAACAAAUUUUACUAUGGCCCAAGAUGAAUUUGAAAAUAUUUUACUGUCUUUGGGACAAAACAUUAGCAAUACUGGGAAGAAAGUUGUUAAUGAUAUUAGCCAAUGUGUAAAUAACUAUAAAUCAACUCCAGAUAUCAUCGUCUAUUCUAAGAAAUUGGCAGAAAUUCUGAGUGAAUACACUAAGUGUUUUGAGAAAUUCUCUUUGGAACUAGAAGAAACUGUUAAGGAGUUUAAACAGGAAGAUGUUUUGGUUGCUGUAAUAAAUAUACUUAAAAAUAGUAAAGCCAAUGAUCAUGGUGGAACUGGAAAAUUGCUACUUGAAAAUGGCAAUGCUUUAGAUGGUAAUAAUAUUGAAGCUAUUGACUCUGACCAAGAAACUGUUGUCCAUUGUGAAGACUCUGAUUUUGAUAAAGAAACUACUGCUAAUUUAUCACCAAAUUCUAGUAUAGAGAGUAACACAACUGUUCUUAAUUCAACUCCUACUAAUGAACUUGAAAAAUCAAUACCGUUUGAAAUUACAAAUAAAUCUCAUGAUGAAUCUAGUAAAAGUGUAGAUGAUAAUCCUCAGCAUAAUGCGUCAUCUCUGUUCAAGCUCAUAGAAAAUUAUUACUCUAAAAGAGACAGUAGUGUAUUGGAGAGCCAAGAAUCUGAAGAUUUCUUUAAAGUUUCAGAUGGCGAAUUGGAAGUUGGCAAAAAUAAUGAACUUCAUAUAACUGAGAAUGAGAAUGUUGAUAUAACAAAUAAAAAUGUACACAAUGAUAAGCGAAUUAAGUCUCAUGAUGAAUCGGCUAAUCUUAAAGAACUUGAAUCUAAGGACCAUGAACAUAGUUAUAGUGCAGUUGAAUCUUCAUAUAACAAAAAAAGAACACAGAAACUUUCCAGAUCAUCAAAUGAAGAAGAUAAGUCUACCCAAGAGUUUGACUUUGAGGAGAUUGUCAGUCCACAGACUGAGGAAUUCAAUGGAGAACAAACUUGUUUAAAUAAUAAAGCCCAGCUAGAAAUAGAUAAAAAUAUCUCUGAGAGUGAAGGUAGCGAUAUUAUGCUUUCUGUUCAACAUAAAAGAGUACCUGAACUACUUAGCUCCACUGAAGAGAAUACUUCUUCAGAUAACCCAACAUCGCCUUCAAGUGUCAUUGAAAACCAAUCCAAUAAUGUAGAUCAGUCAAAAGUUCAAGUUACAGAUACUGACGUGAAUAUAAACAAGGCCACAAUUGUAGAAUCUUUAACAGAUCACCAUCAAAAUCAAUCUGAAAGUGAAGAUAUGCCCACAUUUAAAAAGAAGAAUAUUUGUACCAUUAGUUCCUUGCAUGGAGAAUCUGAUGAUCAUUCUACACCAUUAAGUGAGACAGAUUCUCUAGAAAUACUUUUAUCUAAUACUGAGGAAUUAGAAACUAUGACUGCCAGUAAUAUUAAUGAUAUUAAAUCUACAUCUAAGGAGAAUAAAACAUCUAUAGUUGAUGAUGAUGAUGAUGAUAAAUCAACACUAUGUAGUGAAAAGGAUUCGGUAGAUUUUGAUGUCUCAACAGAUGAAAUAGAAUCAGCCAGUGAAAAAGACAGCAAAGAAAGUGAAGAGCAGUUAUCUGAAGUAUUAAUAAGAGAAGAUGAACUCAUUAACAAGUCUACAUCAAGUGAGGAAGAAAGUACUGAAGAUACAAGUGAACCAAAAGCACAUUCAGUGGGAGAUGAGGAGACACAUUCAAGUAAAGUUGAUGAAUUUUUAGAUGAAAAUGGUAGAGAUGAAUUAUUGGGAAUGUUAACAAAUGAUAACAAGAAUCAAGAAGCCAAGAUUGAAGAUAAAGAGAAAUCUGGUGAAUUAAAAUUAGAUGAAAAAGGGCGAGAUGAAUUGUUGGAAAUGUUAACAAAUGAUAACAAGAAAGAAGAACCAAAAAUUGAAGAUAAAGAGAAAUCUCCUGAAUUAAAAUUAGAUGAAAAAGGAAGAGAUGAAUUGUUGGGAAUGUUAACAAAUGAUGAGGAGAAAGAAUAUGUAAGUGACGAGUUUUGUUUGAAUAGCGAAGGUAGAGAUGAAUUAUUGAACAUGUUGACUAUUGAUGAAACAAAAAAAGGAGACCUAAAUGACCAGAAAGAAGAAAAACAUGGAUUCAAUCUCAAUGAACAAAGCAGAACGGAAUUAUUAGACAUGUUGAGUAGCAAUUAUGAAAAAUCAGAACAGUCUCAGGUUUACAAGAUGGUGGAAUCAUCAAGUAAAGAGGAAGAAAUUGAAGAGAAUUCAAACUUGCAUAUAAAAGAUGAUAUGUUAUCUUCUGUUGAUGAAAAAGAUAGGCCCAGUGAAGAUUUGGCAGAAAUACUAUCAAAUGUUGAUGAUGAUCAAGAAAGUGACAGUGAAACGGAGCUAUACGAACUGCUCAGGGAAGAAGAAGUAAUUGACAAUGAGUCCAAAUCAAAACGAGUUGGUUCAAAAAAAGCGCGCGAAGCCUAUCAGAGCCUGCUAGAUGAUAGUGACAUUACCUUGGACUCUGAGGAUGAGAGCUUUGAUGAUUUCAACUCGCAAUGGAUUUCUGGCCAUAAAAAUGAAAAAGAUCAAGCUCUUAGGAAGAAGUUUGGUAUUAAUAAAGAGCUAGAAGUGCAUAUUGAAGAGAUUGACUUUGAAGAGUUUGAUAGGGACUUGCUAUGGGAUGUCAGAAGAUUAUCGGAGAGGCAUUCUUCAGGAAAGUUAGAUACGGUGGAGAGCUUGUGCGAUUUGAGUACUGUUCUACGAACAAAACGAAAAAUAAUUGAAGGGAAUAACCGUUUCAUGUUAAAAAGGAUGAGAACAGAAUCUAGUUCUUCCUCAUCAAUAUCCUCCAAUGAACGAAACUCUGAUUCGUCCAGUGACCGCACCGAAUCAUUGUUAAGCCAGGGUUCUUCCUCAUCAUCAGACACUGAUGUAGAAGAUGGCCUGUCAAGAAAGAGCCUUACUCUGUCGCCACAAAGGGACUCCAAAGACGACCAGGCGGCGUUAGCCACUUCACUUUGGGAUGACAUCAAUAAUAGUUCAGAUGAAGCGCUAAGUGAUAAUAAACUGGGGACUGGAGAUGAACUCAGCGACAGCGACAUUGAAGCCAAGCCUAAGAGGUUGCCUAAGAGGAGUACUAGGUCACAGAGAUCUAUCAAGGACCGCAGUAGUAGUGACGGAGAGGAUGAAGACAAAGAAAAAUCUAAACAGCAGAGUAUAUGGAGACGAGAUCCUCUAUUGAGGGGUCAAGUGACUACAGAUAGUGAUAGUGAUGGGAGUGUUGGGAGUGUGAAAAGGCAGCGGAAAAAAAUCAGACUAAAAUUAUCUGAAAGCAGUGGCUCUGAUGCCGAUUUUAAGCCUACAGAACAUGUUUCUUCUCAUAGUGAUAGUGACCAGGAAAAAAAUGAAGAUAAUGAUUCUAACGAUGCUAAAAACGAAGAGCAAGAAACGUCAUCCUCGUCAUCAUCAAACGAAGAUGAAGAAAUUAUUGAGAUUAAAGACAGUCCCGAAAAAGCUGGUAAAGGAAGAAGGAAUAUUAGGGCUCUUGUAGACGAUAGAGAUUUGUCUCAGUCCACUCAAUUAGCUCAAGAGGAAGAAGAGGCUAGAAUAAAACGUUUACAAGAAAAACAGAAGGUGAGGUCAAGUAUGUCGCAAUCGCAAACGUUCAGCAAUGACCUGAUGGAUACUGAUGACAUAGAACACUUAGUUUUGGACGAGGACAUAGAGGAAGAGUCUCAAAUCAAGGUCCAUCACAGUAUCACCAAACAACUGAAACCACAUCAAAGAGACGGUAUCCAAUUCAUGUGGGACUCGUGCUACGAAAGCAUAAAACAACUGAAAAAAGGCUGGCAAGGAUCCGGCUGUAUCCUAGCGCACUGCAUGGGACUAGGAAAAACCCGUCAAGCCCUAGGGCUCAUUCAUACAGUUCUAGCUAACAAAGUGACCAAAUCAAAGCACGUCCUAAUUGUGUGUCCCCUCUCCACCGUGAAUAAUUGGAAACAGGAGUUCAAACUGACCUUAGGUACCAUUAAAAGCAAACCAGUUAAUUUCUUCUCUAUACAGGGUCAAAAGGUACCAAGCGAAAGAUUUGCAGUAGUAGGGAAAUGGAGAAUGCAGGGAGGUAUUCUAGCCCUUGGCUACGAAGCUUUCAUGAACUUAACUUCUGACGUAAAGUUGGAAAACCUAGAGAGUAAGGGGUUUUCUGGAAGAAAGAGUGUUUUGGAGGCGUUAGUUGACCCAGGGCCGGAUUUGGUUAUUUGUGAUGAGGGACAUUUGUUGCGAAACAAGCAGUCUCAGAGGACUCAUGCUUUGAAUAAAAUAAAGACUAAAAGAAGGAUUGUGCUUACUGGAACUCCUUUGCAGAAUAAUUUAUUGGAAUAUUAUUGUAUGGUACACUUCGUCAAACCCAACUUGCUGGGUACAGAACAAGAAUACAAAACAAAUUUUGUGAACCCUAUCACCAACGGUCAGUUUGAAGACUCUACAUCUUCCGACAUUCUCCUAAUGAAGAAGCGGACGCACGUGUUGCAUAAGCUCCUGGAUAGUACAGUACAAAGGUUAGAAGACACAGAAUUGAAGCAGUACCUGCCCAAGCUGGUGGAUCAGGCACUAAUUGUAGGCCUGAGCGUUUCUCAAGUAGGUCUUUACAACACCUACUUGGACACAGCAAUUGCCAUGCAACAAGUGAGGACCUCUAGUGGGAAGCUUAACAGAAAGAAUUUUUUGGCGGAUGUAGCAAUCUUGGAUUACGUUUGUUCCCAUCCUUAUGCGUUAUGUGUGGCCGCUAAAAUCCGAGAAAAAAAGGUUAAAGAAGAAGACGUGGUUGUAGAAAACGGUCCAGAUGACGUGGUCACGAAAUACGACUGGUGGAAGGAUAAAAUGCCUGAUGAUCUGACCGAAUCUCCAGGAUUGGGCACAAAAAUGCUCAUUAUUUUGGAUAUUCUCGAGCAAACUAAGAUUGAAGGUGACAAAGUGUUGAUAUUUUCACAAACUCAUGCCGAAAUGAGCGUUUUGGAGCAUUUCCUAGGUCUCAAACUAGGUUUCAAAAAGAACCUAGAUUAUAUGCGCAUGGAUGGUAGCAGUCAACCAGAAAAAAGAACGGAUAUGUGCGCUAAAUUCAAUGAUUUAAAUAAUAAAAGACUAAGACUUUUGAUCAUGUCAACUAAAGUAGGCGGUUUAGGUUUAAAUUUGACAGCUGCCAACAGGGUGAUCAUCACUUCAGUGAACUGGAAUCCUUCCUACGAUGUUCAGAGCGUAUUUAGAGUAUUUAGAUUUGGCCAAACCAAAGAAGUGUUUGUUUACAGACUGAUAGCUAUGGAUACAAUGGAGGAGAGAAGGUAUAAGAGGCAGGUGAACAAAUUGGCUAUUGCACACAGGGUGGUCGAUAAACACCAGGUCAAAAGACUGUAUAAUAUGCACGAUAUUCAAGAGUUUUACUCCGUAAGACCUGAGGUUCUUAAUGAUAGACCAUUGCCUAAUGUACCAGAAGAUAAGAUUCUAGGAAAGUUAAUUCAGAAGUUUCCAUUUUUGUACAAAUGGCACGAGCACAGACAACUUUUAGCCAAUCAGCCUGAGGAACAUUUGAACGAACAACAGAAAAACGCUGCCUGGGAGGAAUUCAAUCGUAAGGAUGAACCUCCACCGCCACCACCAGUGGUACCAUUUAAAUAUCCCAGAGCUUUUCCUCAAGUACCGGGACAUAUAGUGGAUGGAAUUCCUCAACCUGGACAUUCUGGCGCUUUGCACAUAAAUCAGUUUACUCAAAGUCCUCCAACACCGGCCAAGGCUCACUUCGAUCAUAACUAUUCCUUGCCACUGACGGGUGUAGCUAAUGUGCGGGCUGUCCAGAUCCGAAUUCCCUCCGAAGACGAUUUCUAUCCAAUAAUACCUCAUCUCAAGCUCCGGUCCCCAGGGUCCAAUCGCAUGUUUCACAUUGUCAAAUUACGUAAUAUAAAAACUUAUUCACGGGUUAAACAACAAUUACCAGUAAAAACUUUCGAUCCUAAACUGAACGCAAACCAUAUUUUAUCAUCGUCAAGCGCACCAUCAACCAGCAAAGUUGCUGAUGUUUCAAAUACUAAGACUACUCCUCAACGACAAGGACAAGGAGUUUUCCGAACUAAUCCUUCAAGUGUGAAUACCUUCAGUAUAAAUACUACUGAUAAACCCAAACCUGUGGGUAAUAAAACACUCAAAGAAAAUACGACUAGGCAGUCGUUGUUGCAAGCAAGAAUGCGAGACUACAUGAAACACCUGCAUCUGUUACAACAACAAUCUUCUAAUAAAAAUAAAGAGAGCAGUGCCUUAAGACCAAACCCACAUGCUAUCAUCAACAAAAUAGGGCUACCGAAUCAAGUCAAACCUCAAGUAAUCCUGAAAGAAGCACAAAAAACAUUGUCGCAAGAAGCUUUGAAAAAGGAAAUGGUAACAGGGAAACAAAAAAUGAAACCGACAAAUUUUAGGAAUAUUACUAUUCUACCUGUAAAUUCUCGGAUUAUUGUGCAGGGUGCUCCAUCUUCUUCCAAGGUAUCUAACAAGGAAAAUCGUUCCUCCAUGUCGGUGAAUGAGGCUCUUAAAAGUGUAUCUCAGGCAGCGACUACAAAUUUAAUGAGAAAUUUAGUCCAGAAAGGUGUUAGUGUUCGGGCAAUUAACAAUACAGAUGUUGUUCAUUUGAACUGAUUUUUUUAGUGAUGAAAUAAAUUAAUUUUAAGUUAUAUUUUAGUUAUUAUUAUUUAAAUGAGUAGUGCAUAAAUUGAUAUUGCACUGCUGUAAUAUUGUAGACAUUAUAGUAAAAAGAAAUUAUACCUAUUAUUACUUCUAAAAAAGGAUUUGUUGUAACAAUUUUGUAAUAAAUUAUUUGAAAUU
This is a messenger RNA of Sitophilus oryzae (rice weevil), 7675 nucleotides long. Its product is annotated as transcriptional regulator ATRX-like. NCBI's taxonomy places the organism in Eukaryota, Metazoa, Arthropoda, Insecta, Coleoptera, Curculionidae. The coding region runs from base 872 to 7489 and encodes 2205 amino acids. The transcript is spliced from 24 exons. The record is from RefSeq and is a predicted model, not a curated record. Gene Ontology annotation, molecular function: ATP binding; ATP-dependent chromatin remodeler activity; ATP hydrolysis activity. Gene Ontology annotation, cellular component: nucleus.